GUCAGCACAGAGCCCGAUGCGGGGCUCAAACUCAUGAACCACAAGAUCAUGACCUGAGCUGAAGUCGGACGCUUAACUGACUGAGCCCCCCCGGGCGCCCCGGGAGAUGUUCGUCUUAAUCAUUUGAUCGAGAUGGUGUCUGCUCGGUGUCCCCCCUACAGAGCGACUCUCCCGUGCAGUUAGUACGUUGUAAGGGGAUACUUUGUGCCGCGUAAAUAAAUGUGGUCAAGCUUGGCCCUUUUUGUUCCUGUCUGUGGGGACUCCUGGUGUCCUGUGUUAUGCUAUGUAGUCUGUUGUUCUUUCUUUGGAUUCUUGUUCAGGCUGGCGUCCGUGUUCCUUUGCUGUGACCCCACAACGCUGUGCUGGCCUCACGGCCCAAGAUUUGUUUCUAGGCGCAUCUGCCUGCUGGUCCUGUUCCAGUCUUGGGAGCAGCCGCGUCUCCCGGUCUCGGUUCCUUUGAGUGCAGAAUGCUAUUUAGAAGUCAAGCCCCAGACGCUAGAUGUCAUGUAGAUGCCGCCUCUCUCCACUCACGCUCACGUUCCCACCCGGCACCCUGGGCCAUGCCGCCUCUCUGCGGGCACCUCCUCCUAUUUGGAUCCCCUCCCGACCCCCGGGGGUAGAGACCCUCAUUGCCUCCUUGGGCGGUGACACGUGGCUAUGACUUCUCCCCCUCGCCAGUAUGGAUGCCCACCUCGUUCCUCCCCUCCCCUCCCCCAAAUCAUUUAGGGAGACGGAAGAGAGAGACGAGCAGAAACAGCCCAGACAGCACCCCGUCGGUCGCGAUGCGUGCCCGCUUCCUGAAGCCAGGGUUCUGACCCAGUCCCUGGGUUCCUGCAUCCGCCAGCUGGCCCUCGCGGGUGGCACACGGGUCCCGGCGGCCAGGGCCGUGCCCUCUACGUCUUCACCCACCCAGAGGCCAGCAGAGGCCCGGCCUGCGGUGAGCGCCCGGAACGUGAAUGAAGGGCUGCCCUGGGCUCUAAUCCCCAGUUUUGCAAUGAUCUUUCCAGUCCUACUCUGGGGAUGAAAGGUCAGAGCCUGAGACUGGCCUCCCCCCACUCCGCCCGCCCCAUCCCCGCCCGUCUCACUGGAGCCAGAUGGGGAGGCAGACACAGCUCUGAUCCCCUCCCCAACCCCAGUAGAGAUUUCUGAUCCAGCUGUCACAGCUCUCGGACACCAGGGGCCGAGGGAGAGGCAGGAAGAGUUGGCGGAGGAGUGACCGAGACGGGAAGGAGGGGGAGCCGACUUGAGCCUGGUGCCUGCCGAGCCGCCCCGUCCCUCCAUGCAGGUCCCCGUGGGCCCCGCCUGCAUCUUCCUGAGAAAAGGCAUCGCCGAGAAACAGCGGGGAAGACCGCUGGGACAGGAUGAGAUCGAAGAGCUUCGGGAAGCAUUUCUUGAGUUCGACAAGGACAGAGAUGGGUUCAUCUCUUGUAAGGAUUUGGGGAAUCUCAUGAGGACGAUGGGCUACAUGCCCACAGAGAUGGAGCUGACUGAACUGGGCCAGCAAAUCCGCAUGAACCUGGGUGGCCGUGUAGACUUUGACGACUUUGUGGAGCUGAUGACCCCCAAAUUGCUUGAGGAAACGGCGGGGAUGAUCGGCGUCCAGGAGAUGCGCGAUGCCUUCAAGGAAUUUGACACCAACGGGGACGGGGAGAUCACCCUCGGGGAGCUGCAGCAGGCCAUGCAGAGGCUUCUGGGAGAGAAGCUCACCCCUCGCGAGAUCUCGGAGGUCGUGCAGGAGGCAGACGUGAACGGAGACGGCACGGUCGACUUUGAAGAGUUUGUGAAGAUGAUGUCUCGCUGAGGAGGUUCUGGAAGCCCCCGGUCUCUCCCCACCAGGCAGGCAUGGACCCCGCACUUGUGGAAGACCAGAUCCCCUCGGGCCCGUCCAGGAGAGAGGGUGGGAGGGUGCGUGGUGACUGGCCUUGCAUUGUAUGAGUCGAGGCUGGACCAAAAGUGAUGGCUUUGCCCGGAUGGCGGGCGGGGUGAGGGGGAACCUCUCUAGAAUGAGAUAAGAAGCUAGAAAUGAGAUCAGGACCAAGGUCAGCGCCACCCCACCAAUUCCAGAGGUUAAUGACCUCUCGACUUCAUGUAACCCCCAAUGCCUACACCCCAGCAGAGUCUCUUCCCUGGUGUCCUCUUGGGUCAGACUCUCAAAAAGCUCAGCCCAUGGUCCACCCUUCCCCCUUCUUGCUUCAGCUGCUUCAGAUUUCCUCGGUUUCUUUCUGUCGGUAAGAGGGAGGCAUGACAAUCUUGGGGCUACAAACAGGAUUCCUGGGAAGACCGGGCUUGGAAAUGGUUCCAUUAAAGAGGCUUCCAAAGUGAGCUUAGUCCGUUUUCUUGAUUUCCUGGAAGCACAGUCUGGUGGUUGUUGUUUUUUUUCACCCUCCUGCCUCCUACUUCGUGGUGUAAGAUAACUUGGGUAAGAUACUCAGGCCACUGAAUUAAACCAUAAAUCUGGAUUACGGAGGUUUAGGGCAAGCUGAUCCCCGGGGAAUUAAUCCCCUGCAAAAUGUCAUCGCGCAAACGAG
Prionailurus viverrinus (fishing cat) is the source of this 2528-nucleotide messenger RNA. RefSeq names its product calcium binding protein 5 (gene CABP5). The coding region runs from base 1280 to 1801 and encodes 173 amino acids. The record is from RefSeq and is a predicted model, not a curated record. The transcript is spliced from 6 exons. Gene Ontology annotation, molecular function: calcium ion binding. Lineage: Eukaryota; Metazoa; Chordata; Mammalia; Carnivora; Felidae.